AGUGACCAAUGACAAUGGACAGCUGCCAAGUUCUGCUCUCCCCUUCCCCUUUAUAACUGAGGCUGUGAAGGCAAUCAUGACAGACCUGUCCAAGUUUCCAUUGUAAGAAGGCUGAUCUCACAAACUCCAGCAGCGAUGACUCUGACUCAAGCUGAGAAGGCUGCAGUAGUUGCCAUUUGGGGAAAGAUAGCUGCCCAAGUUGAUGCCCUUGGGACCGAGUCGCUGGAGAGGCUUUUUUCAAGCUUCCCCCAGACCAAGACCUAUUUUCCUCAUUUCGAUCUCAGCCAUGGUUCUGCUCAGCUUCAUGACCAUGGCUCCAAGGUCCUGGGUGCUAUUGGUGAGGCUGUCAAGAACAUCGAUAACAUUACAGGUGCCUUGGCCACACUUAGCGAGCUGCAUGCCUACAUCCUCCGAGUCGAUCCGGUGAACUUCAAGCUGCUUUCCCAUUGCAUUCUGUGCUCCGUGGCUGCCCACUUUCCCAGCGACUUCACCCCAGAAGUCCAUGCUGCAUGGGACAAAUUCCUGUCCAAGAUUACUUCGGUGCUGACUGAGAAGUACAGAUAAACUGUCUC
Molecule: messenger RNA, 572 nt
Organism: Chelonia mydas (Green sea turtle)
Lineage: Eukaryota; Metazoa; Chordata; Testudines; Cheloniidae
Product: hemoglobin subunit pi
Exons: 3
Coding region: 136-564 (142 amino acids)
Biological process (GO): hydrogen peroxide catabolic process; oxygen transport
Cellular component (GO): blood microparticle; hemoglobin complex; haptoglobin-hemoglobin complex
Molecular function (GO): oxygen binding; haptoglobin binding; peroxidase activity
Source: RefSeq, a predicted model, not a curated record